CGUGUGUGCGUGUGCGUGUGAGACCGCAGUGGGUGUGUGUGUGCGUGUGAGACCGCAGUGUGUGUGUGUGUGUGCAUGCGGGUGAGUCUGCGGCUGGACCAGGCUGCCGCUGGGGGUCGUUAAAUCUGUGAAAUAGGAAAUGCCUUUCUCCCCAGGACAGGGGGUUAAUUGAAUUAAUUGCCAGCGAGGCUGUAAAAGUGCUGAUGGGGGAUUAACGGCGCGUUAUGGCUGCUGUUUAUCUUCCCCAUGGAAAUUAGCUGCAGCACCUUGCCUCAGCUGGUGGCAGACGUGAGCGGGAGGCUGCGGCGGGCGCAGCUGGGCCGGGUGGCAGGGCCGGGGCUCGCAGCUGGGAGCGGGGAGCUGCUGGCUAUGCUCCAGCCGCGUCCCCUCCCCGGUGGGCAGGCAGGCAGCCCCGUCGGUGCCUGGCAGGGCAGCGGGCAGCAGGCUCAGCACAGGCUACCCCGGCCGGUUCGGGAGCAGCACGGCAGGCUCUGAGGAGAGCUCGCCUGCAGGGCCGGAUGCCCGGCUCACCCAGCUCCCCACCCGCCCGCCUGCCCAGGCUGCUGCAGCCACGCCCAUUCCAGAGGGAAGAGAAAUCCCAGUGCGCUGGGCGUCCCUGUGGGGCUUGGGCAUGUCCCCCGGCUGCCCCUGCUGGGCCUGGCUGCGGGAGCCGCCCCCUCGGCCCGAACUGGAGCAGGGUCCUUGGGCCACAGGACUCAUCUGGCCUCGCCUCUGCCCCUGACGGGCCGACCCCUCGGGCCGGGCCGCUGUUGGCUCAGACUUAGCCUGGGAGUUGAGUGUUCCCACCACGCACAGACUGUUCUGGGGGCCGGGGCUCCGGGGGGUAUCAGCAUGGAUAACAGGCUUGCCCUUCCCAGAGAGAUGCUGCCCCCCGCCAAGGCACCCUGCCCCACCCUGGCUCUCUCUGCACCCUCCUGCGGUCCAGAAUCUAGGCCCCCGUCAGCUGUGUGCGCAGCCCCCAGGCCUCUCUGAGCCCCAUGGGACUGCACGUGAUUUGGGAAAACGGGGGUCUGGGGACGCCGGAUCCGGAAAACGCAGGAUCGGGGGAUUGUGCGAGGAGACACUUAAUUACUGCCCUGCACUCCAUGUGCCCAGCAGAGCGCCACAGUGGCCAACCCCAUGCCAGGGGCCUCUUCGGACCUGCUGCCCCACUUCCUGCUGGAGCCCCAGGAUGUCUACAUCGUCAAGAACAAGCCCGUGAGCCUGGCCUGCAGGGCGACGCCCGCCACCCAGAUCUACUUCAAGUGCAACGGGGAGUGGGUGCACCAGGGCGAGCACGUCACGCAGCGCAGCACGGACCAGGGCACUGGGCUGCCCCUCAUGGACGUCCGGAUCGAUAUCUCCCGGCAGCAGGUGGAGCGGAUCUUUGGGCUGGAGGAGUACUGGUGCCAGUGCGUCGCCUGGAGCUCCUCGGGGACCACCAAGAGCCAGAAGGCCUAUGUGCGCAUUGCCUACCUGAGGAAGAACUUUGAGGAGGAGCCGACGGGCAGGGAGGUCUCCAUCGAGCAGGAGAUCGUGCUGGCGUGUCGCCCCCCGGAGGGGAUCCCGCCGGCCGAGGUGGAGUGGCUGCGUAAUGAGGAGCUGGUGGACCCGGCGCUGGAUGCCAGUGUGUACGUGACGCCGGAGCACAGCCUGGUGGUGCCGCGGGCGCGCCUGGCCGAUACGGCCAACUAUACCUGCGUGGCCAAGAACAUGGUGGCCCGUCGCCGCAGCUCCUCCGCCGCCGUCACCGUGUACGUGAACGGCGGCUGGUCGACUUGGACAGACUGGUCGGCCUGCAGCACCAGCUGUGGACGGGGCUGGCAGAAGCGGAGCCGGAGCUGCACCAACCCAGCGCCCCUCAAUGGGGGAACAUUCUGUGAGGGCCAGAACGUGCAGAAAAACGCCUGCACCACCCUGUGCCCAGUGGACGGCGGCUGGUCAGGCUGGAGCCGGUGGUCGCUGUGCGCUCUGGACUGCACGCACUGGCGGAGCCGCGAGUGUUCAGAGCCAGCGCCUCGCAACGGGGGCCAGGACUGCCAAGGAGCCGAGCUGGAGACCCGCAACUGCACCACCGAGCUCUGCAGCCAGGCCGCCUCUGGCCCCGAGGACGUGGCACUGUACGUGGGGCUCAUGGCCGUGGCCGUCUGCCUGGUGCUGCUGCUGCUCGUGGUGGUCCUGGUGUGCUGCCGCAAGAAGGGGGGCCUGGACCCCGAUGUGGCCGACUCGUCCAUCCUCACCGCCGGCUUCCAGCCCGUCAGCAGCAAGCCAGCCAAGGCAGGGACGUCCCACCUGCUCACCAUCCAGCCCGACCUCAGCACCACCACCAUGACCUACCAGGGCUCCCUGUGCUCACGCCAGGACGGGCACAGCAAGUUCCAGCUCAGCAACGGGCACCUGCUGAGCCCCCUGGGCGCCGGGCGCCACACCCUGCACCACAGCUCGCCCGCCGCCGAGGGCGUGGAUUUUGUCUCGCGCUUCGCCGCCCAGAGCUGCUUCCGCUCCCUGCCCCGGGGCGCUGCCAACAUGGCCUACGGCACCUUCAAUUUCCUGGGGGGGCGGCUCCUGAUCCCCAACACAGGGAUCAGCCUGCUCAUCCCGCCCGACGCCAUCCCGCGGGGGAAGAUCUACGAGGUCUACCUGACGCUGCACAAGCAGGAGGAUGUGAGGUUGCCCCUCGCCGGCUGCCAGACCCUGCUGAGCCCCAUCGUCAGCUGUGGGCCGCCGGGGGUGCUGCUCACGCGUCCCGCCAUCCUGGCCCUGGGGCACUGCGUGGAGGCCAACGCCGCCGACUGGAGCAUCCGCCUGAAGAAGCAGUCGUGUGAGGGCACCUGGGAGGACGUGCUGCAGGUCGGGGAGGAGGCGGCCUCGGGGCUCUAUUACUGCCAGCUGGAGGCCCAGGCCGCCUACGUCUUCACGGAGCAGCUGGGGCGCUUCGCCCUGGUGGGGGAGUCGCUCAGCAUGGCGGCCGCCAAGCGCCUCAAGCUCCUGCUCUUCGCGCCGGCCUCCUGCAGCUCCCUGGAGUACAGCGUCCGCGUGUACUGCCUCCGCGACACCCCGGACGUGCUCCAGGAGGUGAUGCAGCUGGAGAAGCAGCUGGGGGGGCAGCUGAUCGGAGCCCCCCGCGUCCUGCACUUCAAGGACAGUUACCACAACCUGCGCCUCUCCAUCCACGACAUGCCCAGCUCGCUGUGGAAGAGCAAACUCCUCGCCAGCUACCAGGAGAUCCCCUUCUACCACCUGUGGAGCGGGCUGCAGCCCUCCCUGCACUGCACCUUCACGCUGGAGCGCCUCAGCCCCAGCACCUGCCAGCUGGCCUGCAAGAUCUGGGUCUGGCAGGUGGAGGGCGACGGGCAGAGCUUCAACAUCAACUUCAACAUCGCCAAGGACACGAGCUUCUCGGACUGGCUGGUGCCCGAGAGCGAGGCCGGCUGCCCGGCCCUGGUGGGCCCCAGUGCCUUCAAGAUCCCCUUCCUCAUCCGCCAGAAGAUCAUCAGCAGCCUGGACACGCCCUGCGCCCGCGGGGCUGACUGGAGAACGCUGGCCCAGAAACUCCGCCUGGACAGCCAUCUCGGCUUCUUCGCCUCGCAGGCCAGCCCGACCGCCAUGAUCCUGAACCUGUGGGAGGUGCGACACUUCCCCAGCGGGAACCUGGCACAGCUGGCCGCCGCCGUGGCCGAGGUGGGCAGACAGGACAGUGCCCUCUUCGCCGUCUCGGAGGCCGAGUGCUGAGGGGCCAGCGCGGGGCGGGGCGGGGCCCUGCAGAGGGGGGAGCACGGGCCCCGGGGCAGCCGCGUGGGUGCCACUGCCCCAGAGGUGCCAGCGCCUGCCCCUGCUGCCUGCGCAGGGGGCAGGGAGCUGGCUGGGUGGGCAGGGGCUCCCCAGUGCUGGCACUGCCUGAGUGCGGGGGGCUGUGCCCCUUGCUAGGACUCACCUGACCCCCCGCAUGCCAAGGGGCUGUGGGCCAGUCCCCCCUUGGGGGUGUCUUGGAGCCAAAGAACAGGCCAGGGCGGGGGCUGCAGGCGGGGGCUCUGGGGGGCGCUGGGCUGGGCCGCCUGGCUCCACCCAGCCCAUCCGGGCGCUGUGUGUGCGUCGUGCGUGCUGUAACCGUGUGGGGCCGGGCGGUGCCAGGCCCUGUCCCAUGUUGUGUAAAGACCGGUUUUUAAUUCUGUAUUCAAGUGCAUUCGCGUAUUUACACUUGGCCUUAUGUACAUAGCAGGCACCGCGGGGGGGCUAGCGGCACCGUG
This is a messenger RNA of Mauremys mutica (yellowpond turtle), 4247 nucleotides long. It is a transcript of the gene UNC5A, whose product is annotated as unc-5 netrin receptor A. Gene Ontology annotation, cellular component: membrane. Gene Ontology annotation, molecular function: protein binding; netrin receptor activity. The record is from RefSeq and is a predicted model, not a curated record. Gene Ontology annotation, biological process: netrin-activated signaling pathway; anterior/posterior axon guidance. The transcript has 16 exons. Lineage: Eukaryota; Metazoa; Chordata; Testudines; Geoemydidae. The coding region runs from base 1141 to 3732 and encodes 863 amino acids.